Messenger RNA from Spodoptera littoralis (African cotton leafworm), 1419 nucleotides. Lineage: Eukaryota; Metazoa; Arthropoda; Insecta; Lepidoptera; Noctuidae. The record is from the annotation of a GenBank genome assembly.
AUGGGUUUGUUGUAUCAAUUUCUUGGGACGCUAGUCAUCAGCACAAUGGGCAUAAACAUGGGCGUGAUCUUCGCCUGGCCAGCGUUCACCAUAACACUCUUUCAAACUCCAAACACAACACUGGAUAGACCGAUGACAGACACGGAGAUAUCAUUGUUUGGCAGUCUGUCUUCCAUUGGAGCUCUCAUCUCUACACCUUCUGCUGGAUAUAUGCUGGAGCUACUUGGCAGAAGAAACUGUUCUGUCAUGAAUUCUUUAGGAUUAGUUCUCGUCUGGGUGCUACUAGUCAGCACAAGAAACGUAGUAGCAGUCUUAGUAUCAGUAUUCCUCUCAGGGAUCGCCAGUUCAGUCUUCCUCGUCGGCUCGGUCUACAUCAGUGAGAUCUGCCAGGAGUCCAUUAGAGGAGGCAUGACUGCUUGCAACAUGAUCUCCUAUGGGUUAGGAAUGCUGCUCUCCUAUUUGCUAGGAGGGUUCCUCUCCUAUGACGUCAUGUUGUACGUUGGAAUGUCUAUGUCCAUCGCUGGUACUUGCUGCUUGUUCAUUCUGAAGGAGACUCCUAUGCAUCUGUUGAAUAAGGGGAAGGAAAAGGAAGCUGCACAAUCUUUAGCGUUUUACAGAAUGUGGAAGCUGAACUCAAAGGAGCUUCAAGAUGAAAUUAGCAACAUGAAGCGUGCUCUCAACCCCGAUCUUGGAGAUGAGACUCCUGAAGAAGAAAAACUACAGGGAGAUAUUAAACCUGCUGCUCCUGAAAAAUUGUCAUUGUGGAAAUUCAUUAAAAAAUCAAAAUCCACACAACGUGCUUUCCUGGUGAACAUGGUGGUUAUGACUGCAGCCAUCUUCCAAGGUCUGGUGGUAGUCCAGAUAUACGCGGAGCCCAUAUUCACUGAGGCGGUCCCAACGGCUUCCCCAACUCUUUGCAGUGUGAUGUUAGCAGUGACGACUGUGUUGGCUGGAAUGAUUGCAGCCUACGCUACUGAUUCGCUUGGAAGACGGCCCCUCAUGAUUUACGCCUCCUUAGGCAGUGGUAUAAGCUGCGUAGUCCUAGGAACUUUGAUGCAGUUCCACUGGGGACCAAACUGGUUGACGGCUACUUUCAUAUACACCUUCGCUGUGAUGUACACUUGUGGAGCCGGUACCGUGCCAUUUGUUCUCAUGGCUGAAACAUUCUUACCCGAGGUAAAGAGUUUCUUCUCGAUGGUGCUGGUGGAGUACGUGUGGCUCUGCAACUUCGUGAUCCUCUUCAUCUUCAACCCUCUCCUCAAGACCCUUGGCUGGGGUCCCGUCUUCUACGUAUUUGCCGUCAUCUGCUUCUUAAGUUCUUCAUUCUGUGUCUUCUUCCUACCAGAAACCAAAGGUCUGACUGUAGAAGAAAUCCAGUCAAGGUUUACGUCCAAAAGAAAAGCGCCACAGUUGUACUAG